UACCCUUAAGUCUGCUGUCUGUCAUCAUCAUCGCCGAAGGAGAAGUGAAGAAAAACCCCCGAAAAAGACGAAACGAGUGCGCCUGAAAGGAAGAAGAGGUUGAUUUUGCGGAAGCUGGACUGGAGUUAUUUUUUUUUAAUUUCGCUUGAAAAGGUACCGUAAGCACAACAAAGACAACAACAACAACCAGCAGCUUAUAACUGUUCCCGGAGUGCCAAUUGCCCGGCGACAACGACCAAAAUGUCCCCGGAACGCAAACCAGUGACACCUUGAGGCGUUGCGUCCGGUUGGGUCGGUGGAGUAUUGAAAGGAUCUAAAAGGAUGAGUAUCGAAUCUUCCGGGCUGUGUAGACUGGGAAGAUAAUAGGGAACCGAGGUUCCGGAGCUGGGUGUGGGAGUUGCGGGAAGAUUAGUAUUUUAACGGAACGAGGUCCACCGUGACGACGAUGGGAAGCUGUCUGACGUGCUUCAAGGCACCACCGAAUCCGACCGCCGGCAACGUUGGAGUUUGUGGUGGAGCGGUAAGCGGUCCGGAUGCCGCCGUAAUAGAUCCGGACGUGGCGGUUCACGAAACCGAUGACCUGCUGGCAGCGAGUCCUAUUCGGAUGAUCUCUCUCGGUUCGGACCGAAAGAGCGGUGGCAGUUUUAAGAAAACUCUACUUAACGGAAACCUGGGAGCACUGCCAGAUGGGUCCACAGUAACAGGCAAAGAUCUCGCGACGCAAAUCUCGGACAACGAUCUGAACAAACUGUUCGAGGAGUACAAGGACAGCCAGGAGGACGCGAUCCUGUCCGAGGGCAUCGAGCGGCUCUGCUGUGAUCUAGGUUAUAAGCCGGACGACUUUGCGAUCCUGGUGCUGGCGUGGCGCCUGGACGCGUCCCAGAUGUGCCAGUUCACCAAGUCGGAGUUCAUCCAGGGCCUGCAGCAGAUGAACGCGGCCAGCAUCGAGGACAUCAAGACGCGGCUGCGGCAGAUCAUCGACAAGCUGAGUGCCACCAGCGACGAGUCGGAGGACUUUAAGCAGCUGUACCGGUUUACGUUCCGGUUUGGGCUGGAACCGGGCCACCGGAUUCUCUCGCUGGACAUGGCCGUCAGUCUGUGGCGCCUGGUGUUUACGGUGCACACGCCCGACAUUCUGCCCCGGUGGUUGAACUUUCUCGAGCAGCACCAGAACAUCCGGGGCGUUCCGAAGGACACCUGGAACAUGUUUCUGAACUUUGUGGAAACCUGUGAUAUUACACAGUACGACGACACCGAGGCGUGGCCAAGCUUAUUCGACGACUUUGUCGAGUACGAACAGGAACGGAUGAAGGCCGUGGCGGCCGCGGCGAUGGCGGCCAACAGCAGCAAGUCAGACGGCACUGGCGACGGAGGUGGCCCCGACGAGGACGACAACAACAAUGACUACAACUCAUAGUAUUCUGCUGGUGCAGCAGAAACAGUGCUCCGUUUUAAGCGAACACGACCCGACGCGUCCUAUUAUUUUAUUUAUUCCUUUUUUCAUACCCAUUUUGCAACUCUGAACUUAAGUCGCAUCAUCCGACAUCUCUGAACGUCGUCGAACGACGUGCGAAUAUUUCAGCAAAAAACACACACACACAUAUUUGUUACUAUAACGAAUUUUUACUUUGUAAGACCCUAUGAUUACUCUUAACAUAGAAUUUGUGUUUUUUUUACACUCUCGUAUAACUAGAUAUCAGAAUUAAUUUUGGUGUAAUCCCCCCGUUACGAAUAAAGAAAGAAACAAAAACAUCGCAAAAAAAAAACUAAUGGUUUGACCAUAAACCCCUCACAAAGAAAAAAAAGAUUGAACGCAAACGCGCGAAUUUCGUCAAACCCCCUCCCCUCUUGAAUUUCAUAUCAGUCAACUGAUCAUCAGGCCACAGUCGAUGGGAAGCGAAACACGGAAUUUAUGUACAAGGUGUUUAUGCUAUCCCCUCGGGGUGAUGAGACGCGCCAAAAUUGCGACUUAAAACAACGUUUUUCCCAACACAGUUUAGCUCAAAUAUGUUUCGGAAGUAAAGAAAAACACUUAACAAAAAGAAAAGCUGCUUAUUUUUGAACGGUGUGUGUUAAAUGUCUUGUUUGGAAGAAGAAGAAGAAAAAAAAACUGAUCGAUGAAAACAAAAAAAAAA
Messenger RNA from Culex quinquefasciatus (southern house mosquito), 2135 nucleotides. It is a transcript of the gene SCCRO3, whose product is annotated as DCN1-like protein 3. Bases 446 to 1417 code for a protein of 323 amino acids. The record is from RefSeq and is a predicted model, not a curated record. The transcript has 4 exons. Lineage: Eukaryota; Metazoa; Arthropoda; Insecta; Diptera; Culicidae. Gene Ontology annotation, cellular component: ubiquitin ligase complex. Gene Ontology annotation, biological process: positive regulation of ubiquitin-protein transferase activity; protein neddylation. Gene Ontology annotation, molecular function: cullin family protein binding; ubiquitin conjugating enzyme binding; ubiquitin-like protein binding.